Messenger RNA from Osmia bicornis bicornis, 2294 nucleotides. RefSeq names its product piggyBac transposable element-derived protein 4-like. The coding region runs from base 392 to 2041 and encodes 549 amino acids. The transcript has 2 exons. The record is from RefSeq and is a predicted model, not a curated record. Lineage: Eukaryota; Metazoa; Arthropoda; Insecta; Hymenoptera; Megachilidae.
UUUAACACUUUGACUGCCACGCCGAAAUCACAUGUUUUGCUCAGGACGCCAUGGGAGUUCUUUUAUUAUUUAAAACAUAUAAUGGCAAAAUAUAAAUAAAUUGAUGAUAUAAGACAACAUUUUUACCCAAUGAAGCGUUUAUCUGACUGUUGGUCACGGGUGACCACCGUGGCGCCAUGGUGACAGUUGCUAAAGACAAAUUAAAACAGGCCUUCGUUUAUUUCAACAAGCUUUCGUAUUUCUUAUUUCGUCGUAAACGAAACGUCCACAAUUGGCGAAACGUGUAGCAAAAAAAUAUAGAAAAAAUAUAUUGGUGAAACGUGCAGAAGAUAAACAGUAUUUGCUCAUUUUAUAUAUAAUAGUAAGUGUUCGUAGAUUACCCCUCAUAAUUAUGGAUGCAAACACUGAAUAUUUUUCGAGUGUAUCCGAGGAGUCUUCAUCGGAAGACUCGUCCCAAAAUGAAGUAUCGGAAGACGAAAUAAUUCACAUAUCGCCCACGAUAAGGCGACGCCGAAUCGAAUCGGAUACCGAGGAUGAAUUGGAUUUAGAAAAUGAAGAUGAACAUAAUAUAGAUGAUAACGAAUGGUCAAAUAAUAUAACACAAACAGCGGCAAGUGUAAUUCCAUUUGAAAAAACCCGAAAUGCUGUACAGAUCGAGGAUAAUCAGCCACACAGUUUUUACUUUGCUUUUCUUACGGAAGAAAUUCUACAAAUAAUUGUUGAUGAGACCAAUAGGUACGCUGAACAAUAUAUGCAAAAUAGAAGAUCGACUCGUCUAGAUAAAUGGACACCAACCGACAAAGAUGAAAUAAAACGAUUUUUCGGACUACUUAUAUGGAUGGGCCUGGUGAAGUUACCGAAAUACGAAUCAUAUUGGUGUACCAAUAAUACCUAUUGCCAAUCAUUUCCAAGAACAGUCAUGUCGAGAAAUCGUUUUGAGUUGCUGUUACGAUUCCUUCAUUUCAGCAAUAAUCAAACAGCAAACAUAAAUGAUAGAUUGUAUAAGAUCAGACAACUUGUUGAUAUACUAAAUCAAAAUUUUUCCAAAUACUAUGAUCUAGACGAAAACAUAUGCAUCGAUGAGUCUUUGGUACCUUUCCGAGGACGGAUAAAAUUCAGGCAAUUCUUGAAGCAAAAACGACACAAAUACGGCAUCAAAGUUUUCAAAAUGUGUUCCGACCAAGGUUAUACAUACCAAUUUCAAAUAUAUUCGGGAAAAAACUUAAAUGAACAAUGCGUAACGCCCACAAGUAUAGUAAUGAAUAUAUGCCACAAUAUUCUACAUAGAGGCCACACAAUUUACACCGAUAAUUGGUACACUAGUAUAAAUUUAGCGGAAAAAUUAAUAGACUGCAACACUCAUUUAGUAGGAACCCUAAGAAAAGAUAGAAAGGGAAUACCCGUCGACGUCAAAUUUAAAAAAUUGAAACGAGGUGAGCUUAUCGCUAUGCAAAAUAAGAAGGGGAUUAUGGUCCUCAAGUGGAAGGACAAGCGUGAUAUUUUUAUGCUUUCGACAAAACAUUCGGCCGAAAUGGUAGAGGUCCGCAAAAAAAACUAUGUUUGUGAUAAACCAGUAAUAGUUGUAGACUACAACAAAGGAAAAUGUGGUGUUGAUGUAUCAGAUCAAAUGAUAGCGUAUUCUACACCACAUAGAAGAACCCUCAAGUGGUACAUAAAAUUAGCUUUAGAGUUAUUAUUGAAUACAUCAGUCUCAAACGCGCUGAUACUCUAUAAACUCGCCACGAGAACAAAAAUCAAGGUACCAGACUUUAGAAUGGCACUCGCAAUGCACCUUACACAGCGCCAUUCACCAGCACUGUCAAAUACACCUACUCGACGAAGAUUGCGGCACGAAAUGCAGAAGAAAGAAGGGCAAGCGUACCUGGAAAGAAAGUUUUGCAGAGAGUGUUAUAAAAAAAAUGUCAAACUGUUAGGAUCAAAAAUUGCUAAAAAUCGGACCAGAAAGGUGACCACCUACUGUCCAGAUUGCGUUGAUACGCCACAUUUGUGUUUAAAGUGUUUCAACAAAGUGCACCGUUAGAUGUUGUUAGACUUGUUAUAAUAUUUUCUUUUACUGAUGUUCUAAUAAAAAUUUUUAAUUGUUCAAUGAGGCACUUUUUAUUUUAAAGUAUUUUCUAUAUAUCGGCCAUAUUCAGAAUGCACUAACUGUCAAUUUUCAUUCAUUGUUUACAAUUGUAAAUAGUCGAAGCGCUCCGGUCACCAAUGACCACCGUGGCGUCACAGGACAAAUCGUGGCCGGUCAUAUAUGACCAACAUGGCAGUCAAAGUGUUAA